GUUAACCUUUGUGUGAUGAGGAAAGACAUUAUUUUGAAUAUGGUGAAGGAAGGAGGCACAAGAGUACCAAGCAUUGAAACAGGACAUUUUCAGGACCAGUGUGAGUAUGGAAGUUACAGUCCUGAUAACAAUUGUAAUUCCACUUCAAUCUCGACCAGGGAGUCUUCUCCAGAUUAUAGACUGGAGAUAAUGUCUGUAUGUACAAGUGCUUCCUUAUCUCCAAUACCUCCAUUAUCCCCCUCUCCCCCCGACUCACCCUCCAGAAAAACCCCGGUCUCUGCUGAUUCUCCUUUACUCUCUAAGGCCCCCACGGAUCCUGCUAGGAGGAGAUUAAAGAGUUUUACGAAGACUCUGAGAAGAGCGCGAAGCUUCCGAGCUUCGAGAGAGAAAUCUGUUGAUACGGUUGGUUGUGAUAUAUUGAAUCUGUCAGGACAAGAGGUGACUUUCAUCAUCAAGAAAUCUGUAUCAGGAAGAAUUGGUUGGAAGAUAAUGCCGGUAGAUGAGAAUCUGAAUCUGCGGAUGAAUGCCAAUGUGUUAGAGCAGGUUAUGAAUAGAAUCAGGGAUCUACAGUUUUCCGGGCAGGUUGUCCCAGACAAGAUGUCUCUCUUGAUACAGUGAAAUCCGAGAAAUAUUUACUAAUUGAUUCUUUAGAUAGAAAAAUUGGGUUAUUCCCCCCCCCCC
This is a messenger RNA of Eurytemora carolleeae, 681 nucleotides long. RefSeq lists its product as uncharacterized. NCBI's taxonomy places the organism in Eukaryota, Metazoa, Arthropoda, Copepoda, Calanoida, Temoridae. Bases 16 to 618 code for a protein of 200 amino acids. The transcript has 8 exons. The record is from RefSeq and is a predicted model, not a curated record.